AGGUGACUCAUUGGAGAUGAAUGGGAUGUGUGCCUGAGAAUGAGAUGCUUGUUUGACUUUUGACAUGAGAACAAACCCUUUUGGAGCAGCUUGGACUUCCAUUUUCGAUCAAGGCUUCAUUGUGAUCUAGAAACUUAAUUGUGUGCAUGUGACACAUUUUGCCAGUGUCAUUUUUGUCAUGGCGUCCCUGGACGAGUUUUAUGAGCGAAUGCAAAGGACCAACGAUACAAAGUCGAAGUUGACUUUGAGUUCAGACAUUGCUUCGUACCUGUCUGUGCCAUCCAGUUCGGUGGAAUGUGAGGAUCUUGGCCUUUUUGUUGAUGAAGUGGCUUCCUGGUUAAACAUCAGCAACUUCAAACUGUGCCAAACUGCACUCGAGAUAUUGAAUCUCUUGGUUUUGAGGUUAAGAGAUGAUUUCCGCCCUUACCUGUCUUCACUCCUCCCUCAAAUAGUCGACAGACUAGGAGACCAAAAGGAUGUGGUUCGAAGUGCAGCCCAGACGCUCCUCAGCAGCCUCAUGGAGCACACCAGUAGCCCUCAGGUGAUGCUGGAGAAGAUGAACAACAGCUUCAGCCACAAGAAUGGAAAAAUCAGAGAAGAGCUCCUUGUUUGUCUCCAGAAUGCACUCAAUCGAUUUGGUUCCUCAGCCUUGUCAUUAUCAAAGUUGGUCCCAGCCAUAAUCAAGCUUCUUGGUGAUCCCGCCGCACCGGUUCGUGAAGCCGCGUUGAUGACGCUCAUUGUGAUGUACCGCCAUGUUGGAGAACGCCUUCGACUAGAUCUCACUCGUAAACACAACGUUCCUCCGGCCAAGAUGCAGUUGCUCAAUGCAAAAUUUGAUGAAGAGAAAGCAAGUGGGAACCUCAUGCCCACAGCCACUCUCUCCCUUCAAGCACAGAAUGCCUCGGCGUCCCUGUUGACCGAGAUGGACGAAGAAGAAGUGUCGGAGACACCCCGGAAUAAUAUCGGUAGAUGCCACUCCGUGUCGAAAGCCCCGGACCCGGAGGAGGUGUGGGGAUCGGACCAGGAAUGGAUCCUCUUGUUCGAUUCCCUGCUGAGGCACGCGGGGAAGAGAAUCCGGGAGUGCGAGUGCCAUCCGAGCCAGGGGUUCGAUCCCCAUCAGCGCCUUCUCUAUGGGAGAGGAGAGGAUGAAUGUGAUAGAGCUUCGGUCCGGAGCUUGGGUAGCAAUGGGGGGAAGCGCGCCAGCAGUGCCCCGCCGGUUCGAAGGACUUCCAUUCCGGGCCCCAAGGGUGCCUCGGCCGGGAUGGAAACCCCCGCGCCCCCCGCAGGACCUAAUGGUGGUUCUGGCAUCUCCAUUCCCACAUCCUCGUCGGGUGCAAGUGCCGGUGCAGUGGAUGAGGAUUCCUUCAUGGCUGCAUUUGAAGAUGUGCCACGUGUCCAGAUUGUCACAUCCCGUGACCUGGACGAGAACCUGAAUCGCAUCAGAGAAAUAAUUGGUGAUACCAACAAUGAUUGGAACAAGCGGCUCGAAGCGAUAGAAGUGACCACUUGGAAACCCUUUUGGAAAUUGUUACAGAUGAAACGCAUGCGUGGAGUGUUACUCUCAGGUGGAGGGAACCCAGAAGACGUGACGGCUCAUGUGCGCCUUCUGAUACCCUCAUUCCAAUUGAGUGUGAAGGACUUGAGGUCCCAGGUGGUUCGUGAGGCAUGCAUCACGAUUGCAUUCCUUGCCCAGCAGCUUGGUUCCCCGAGGCUAGACCAGUUUGCUGAGGCUCUUCUCCCUCACCUCAUCAACCUCAUCCCCAACAGUGCCAAGGUGGGUCAAGGUAUCGUCGCCAUCCGGUUCAUUGUGCAGCACGUGCACUCUGCCCGUCUCAUUCCCAUCAUCACCUCCUCUAUUGGUGAUAGCAAGUCUAAGGAAAUUCGCCGAUCAAUGUGUGAAUUUCUUGCCCAAGUUCUGGCAACAUGGCCAACGCCUCCUUUGGAACGUCACCUGGGAAUCCUUCAAGAGGCUCUGAAAAAGGGCAUUGCUGAUCCUGAUGCUGAAGCCCGAGCAUUUGCUCGAAGGUUUAUGAAAUGGAUUCAUGUAUUCAUUGGUAUUGGUUGCAGGGCAUAUUGGGCCUUUGCUGAUCACUUCCGAGAGCAAGCAAAUAUUCUGUUGAACACGCUGGAUGCAUCAUAUAAGCGUGUACUGAAGGGGGAGCUGACUGGAGGAGCAGGAGGAAGUGCAUCUCGCCCAGCAUCUCGACAGCGAUCCCAUGGGAAUUCCACAUCUGGAUCCAUGGAGAACCUGGCUAAAGCUCCUCAACUCCCCAGGCGAUAUGGUGCACUCCUCCCCUCACCAUACCCCCCUGCAACCUCAGAGACAGAUUCCCCUCGCAUUCCCUAUCCGGCACCCUCCCCAUCUGUACGUAGCAAUAGUACAUUGGAUUUGCAAGCAGCCCAGCGAGCCAAGGCCAGACAACAGUAUUCAGAAUGGUCCCGCAUGAAAGCCACCACCACUGCCUCCUUCCGUGGGACUCCUCCGUGUUACCGCACUGCAGACCGGUCGGGCAGGACACGAACCAGAGGUGCUGGGGUGUCGCACUCACAACCUGGAAGUCGAUCAGGAUCUCCAUCUUCUCGCCUGACGUAUCUGACACCUCUGGCAAUUGGAGGGGAGAGUGCCACUUUGGGUCGACCCCCAAGAUCUACACAGAGAAAGGGUCCAACUACACGAUCAGCGGCCACAAGUCGAGAGACCAGCCCUGGUCCAAGGGUUGGCAGGUCCCGCUCCAUUGGAGGGGAUUCCAUUUCCAAAAUUCCUGUUGGACGUUCCCCCAUGAUGGCACAAAAGAUCUUGCUGCAGAGUCGGGAGGCUGAGAAUGCUCUGGAGAGUGCUUUGCAGCAGCGGUCACCUCGGAGGAGGAACGAGUACAGCAUGAGUGCUUUUGAUGACCAUUCUGAUGACAGUGAAACAUCUAGCAUGUGCUCAGAACGCUCCUUUGACUCAUAUGCUGCACGGAGAGCAUCUGAUAGAGAUGUGGGUGAAAUCAUUGCCUGUUGUGCAUCCACUCACUGGGCAGAUCGAAAGGAGGGUCUUCUUGGUCUCCAGCGUCUCCUACGGUCCAAUCGCAUGCUGACCCAUCAAGAACUCAGACGUGUUACAGAUGCCUUUGCCAAGAUGUUCACUGACCCUCACACCAAAGUGUUCACUCUUUUCUUGGAUACACUACAAGAGCUGAUUCUUGUGCAUAAAGAAGAUUUACAGGACUGGCUCUAUGUCCUUCUGACCCGGCUCUUUAACAAGCUUGGAGCUGACCUCCUCAAUUCCAUCCUCUCCAAGAUCAACAAAAUCCUUGACCUUAUUAGAGACAGUUUCCCAAUGAGCCUCCAGCUGAAUGUGAUAAUGCGAUUCCUGGCUGAUGUGACACAGACUCCCAAUUCCAAGGUGAAAUUGGCCACCCUUCGAUAUGCACACCUUCUCCUUGCGUCCAUGUCUUCACAAGACUUCCGGAGCAGUCCAGACAUGGAAGCAGCUGUGAAGAAGCUUGUAUCUUGGACCCACGACCCAAAAUCUCGCGAUGUGUCCAGUUCAGCACGUCAUGCCCUCUGUUGCAUGUUUGACCUAAAUCCUGCUGACUUUACAUUGCUCAUGUCUAGGCUUCCCAAGCAAGAGGAGAGUGCAAUCAAGUCCAUACUUGAGGACUCACCAAGACCAAGAAGAACAACUAUGGAUAACUCCUAUUCGUCUCCAGGCAGCCCCUUCCUCCGCUUCUCAUCCCCAAUGCACUCUCCAGGAAUGGUUAAACCACUGGCCAGACGUGGUCUUUCAAUGGAUGAUACUGAUACAGAGAACAUGAAUCCAGAAGAGGUCUAUUCUCGUCUUCAGGCCACUUCCACCCAGAUCCAAAAUUCAUUCAAGGUGUCUGACAAUACCUCCCGGGACUCUGGGAUCUCCCAAGUCUCUGAAGACGUUGCUAAGUGUGAUACGGAGAAGAUGGCUGGUGAUGCACUACAAAGUCACAGUAGUCAGAGGCAUUUUGGGUCCAUGCUGUCGGACCAAUCAAAUGUCCCUGAUGGAUCUGCUGUUGCAUCUGGGGAAUAUUUAAAAGGUGGAAUGACUCGGAUCUUGAGCGAACUGAAUGACAAGAAUCAGCGGCUGACAGGUCUGAAGAAACUGCGGAAGUUGUUGGAAGAACCUGGAACUACCAGUGGGAGUGGGGAGGUGGAUGGAGAAACAUCAUUCCUUGUUUCAUCCUUCAAGGGACUACUUCGGCUUCUGCUUGAAUGCCUCCAGGACCAAGAUAUGAGUGUGAGAGUGGAGACAUAUGCUGUGUUCUUGAGCUUGUUACAACGCCAGGCCCUCAUUCACCUGUUCAUGUCAUACACUGAACUUCUCAUUCUGAAAAUGCUUGAGGGUCACAAAGAUCCCAGCAAAGAGGUGAGCCACUUGGCAGAGGUAUGUGCAGGGACAAUUGCAGGACUGUUUCAGGCCGACACUGUGGUCAGGGUGUUGAACCCGCUCAUCCAAACUGGAGAAUAUCCUGUCAAUAAUGGGGCUCUCAAGAUGCUGACCCGUGUGGCAGAGCAGCAUGACAAGGAAGCUAUCUUCCCUUUCCUUCCAGACGUUAUGCCUGGCCUUAUUCAGGCAUAUGACAAUGAAGAGAGCAGUGUGAGGAAGUCAGCAGUGUUCUGCUUGGUGGCACUGCAUUACAGUGUGGGUCAGGAUGUGCUUCAGCCUUACCUGGCAGCAUUGAACGUUUCCAAACGCAAACUACUUAAUCUUUACAUUCGGCGGAAACAAAUCCUCAACUCCAAACAGAACAGUGAAAGUUCCAGCCCAAGAGCAAGCCCUGCUAAUAGCCAAUGAGACUUGAAGCAAUGCAAGACAAGGAAAAGGACUGAUAACUAUUAAUCAUGUCUUAUGAUUCUGUUCCAUUGACUUUUUUCCUUCAGUUUUCGUUAACUCCCUCAGUGACAGCCUCUUAAGACUGCAGGAGAAAGAGGGGUGAAAAUUAUAUGAAAGGCUGGCUUGACACUCAAAUGGAAAAUAGCAAGUGCUUUUGAUGGCUGCUUUCUGCAUCAACUUAUAUAUUUUGUUUCAUCUUUCUUCACGUGCCAUAAUAUUUUGUUGACAAUUUUCUUUCCAUUAAGGCGAGGGAUUCAGUAUUUUUUUUUUAUUGCCAGGGGAAAAGAACACUGAUACUGGUGGAAUGGAGAAACUAGUCAACUCCAAACUAAUCCUAAUGUGAUUUCAAGGAGAUGGAUUUGGAACGUUCUCCUUUUGAGCGAUUUUGUUUUGUCAAGUCAGGGACUGCUGCAGUUUUACAUUUCUCCCAUCCCAUCAUUGGCAAAUGGUUUUUUUUACUGACACAUCAACUAAUGAAGUUGUGUCUGAAGGACUUGCUUGUUCAACGCUUUGGCUCUGCUUCAACAUUCAAUCCAUGUCCCCAGGCUGGGAACAGAGUGUUGCAUUGUUCCAUCCAUCCUAAUCUUUUUGAUGCCAUGCUGUUACUGUUCUCCUCAGUGAAUCAUCAGCUUUCAAGUGUACUUAUUUUCAACUGCACACACCUAUUUCUCAAAGUCCCAUGUGUAAACAAGUUUGUAGAGGCAAAUAAAAGAAAUAGCUCCUUUAUUUAC
This is a messenger RNA of Darwinula stevensoni, 5580 nucleotides long. The record is from the annotation of a GenBank genome assembly. Lineage: Eukaryota; Metazoa; Arthropoda; Ostracoda; Podocopida; Darwinulidae.